GUGGAAGUGAAAACAUCCGUGAGAGUCUGUAAAAUGGAGGCUAAAGCUUUGAUUCCUGAGGACGAUCUCUGUUGCUCUGUAUGUUGCGAUAUUUUUAAAGAACCUGUUGUCCUGAAAUGUUGCCACAGUUUCUGUAGAGAGUGUGUGCAGCAGUACUGGAAAGAGAAGAGCCCUCGGGAGUGUCCCAUCUGCAGGACCAACGCCUCUAUGGAGGAUCCUCCAGUAAACUUGGCUUUAAGAAGCAUUGUGGAGUCCUACUUAAAGCAGAAGAGUGAGAGUGAAGCAGAUAAAAGUGAAGCUGGUGAGAAGAGUGAAGCUUGCUGCAGUCUUCAUGGAGAGAAACUACUGUUGUUCUGUGAGGAGGAUCAGGAGCCUCUCUGUCUUGUGUGUCAGACUUCUAAAAAACACAGAAACCACCAGGUUUGUCCAGUGGAAGAGGCAGUACUGGAUCUGAAGGAGGAACUCAAUGCUGCACUGACUCUUAUUAAAGAAAAACAGGAGAAGUUCACUGAAAUUAAAGAAGAAUGUGAGAAAACAGCAGAGCAUAUCAGGAGUCAGGCCCAGCACACAGAGAGGCAGAUAAAGGCAGAGUUUGAGAAGCUCCACCAUUUCCUGCAAGAGGAAGAGGAGGCCAGACUGGCUACGCUGAGGGAUGAAAAAGAGAAGAAGAGUCAGAUCAUGAGGCAGAAGUUAGAACACAUCGCAAGACAUGUCUCCAACCUUACUGACAAAAUUACAAUCAUAGAGAAGGCGAUGAAUGAUCAAGAAAUCUCCUUCUUGAAGACCUACAAGAGCAUCAAAGAAAGAGCCCAGUGCACACUGCAGGUUCCAGAGCUGCUCUCAGGGGCACUGAUAGAUGUGGCCAAACACCUGGGCAACCUGAAGUUCAGAGUCUGGGAGAAGAUGCUGAAGAUGGUGCAGUACUCUCCUGUGGUGCUGGACCCCAACACGGCAGCCCCCUGGCUCUCUCUCUCUGAUGAUCUGACCACUGUGAGAGACACUGACACACAGCAUGAGAUUCCUAAAAAUCCAGAGAGGUUUAUUCCCCUUGUGAAUGUGCUGGGAUCUGAGGGCUUUACCUCAGGGACACACAGCUGGGAGGUGAAGGUUGGGAAUAAACCUGAGUGGGAUAUAGGAGUGGUGAAAGAGUCCAUCAGUAGGAAGGGAAGGAUAAUAUGCAGCCCAAAGAGAGGAUUCUGGAUCUUAAUGCUGAGAAAAGGUGAUAGCUACAGAGCAGCUGGAGUUACUGACCUCAGACUGAAGAGAAAACCCCAGAGGAUCAGAGUGCAGCUGGACUAUGACAGGGGGGAGGUGUCCUUCUUCAACUCCAGUGACAUGUCACCCAUUUACACUUUUAGCGACACAUUCAGAGAGAGAGUGUUCCCAUUUUUUUCUCCCUGUGACAGCAACAAUGGCAAUAACUCUACAGUCCUGCAGAUCUGCCCAUUUAAAGUAACCGCAACAGUGAUAGGACCCUAAUUAGCCUGUUGUCAUGCUAUGAUUAGAGGGAGCACUAGAAAGUAAUCCCAUAUUUAUUUUGUUUCAUUGUAGAGUUCUUUAAAUCACAAUUGAGAAUGUAAAUGGAGUAAAUGGAGACGGAGUGUAGCACAGUGGGUAAGGAACUGGACUUGUAACCGAAAGGUCACAGGUUCGAUUCCCGGGUAGAACACUGCCGUUGUACCCUUGACCAAGGUAUUU
Messenger RNA from Anguilla anguilla (European eel), 1698 nucleotides. Its product is annotated as zinc-binding protein A33-like. Gene Ontology annotation, molecular function: protein binding; zinc ion binding. The record is from RefSeq and is a predicted model, not a curated record. The transcript is spliced from 6 exons. NCBI's taxonomy places the organism in Eukaryota, Metazoa, Chordata, Actinopteri, Anguilliformes, Anguillidae. Bases 34 to 1479 code for a protein of 481 amino acids.